CUGAAUAGGCCUUGAAAAAACGAUAGAACCCUGUCAAAAUUUUAUUUCAAUAGAUAAUUUUUUAAAGAAAAAUAAAUUUUUUUUUAAUAAAAAAAAUUAACACGAAUAAUUUAAAACUAACAAAGCGAAAAUAAUGCUAGCAAUGCAUUUAAAGAAAUCGUUAACGAGAUCUGUUGAGAGUUUAACAAAAAUUUCAAAAAUUCUGUGCAAACGAAACUAUGCUUCAGCGGAAGAUCCAAGAGUAACGAAAGGCCUAGUUAUUGGCGUUUUCCAAAAGGAAGGCGAUAAGGAUCCCAAAUUAACUUCAAGUGGCGAGAAAUUUGAUGAUCGCGUUCAGGGAAAAGUCUCAGAAUUAGUGAAAGAAUGCAACAUCACCGGCCAAUUGGGUAGAGGAAAAAUUUUCAACAAUAUAGAUCAAGAAUAUCGAUCAGUGGCUGUAAUUGGUUUGGGGCGCGAGGGAGCUGGCUUUAAUGAAUUGGAAAUGAUUGAUGAAGGAAUGGAAAAUGCUCGUGUGGCUGCUGGUGUUGGGGCUCGCACUCUACAAAUGCAGGGCUGCUCAGAAGUUUUCAUUGACUCUAUGGAAUAUCCCGAACAAGCAGCCGAGGGUAGCGCCUUGGCAAUAUGGCGUUACAAUGACAAUAAACAGAAAAAAAAUCGCACGAUGGUGCCAAAAUUGGAAUUAUAUGAUUCUCCAGAUGUUGAUGCCUGGACUCGGGGGCUUUUUAAGGCGGAGGCACAAAAUUUAGCACGACGCUUAAGUGAUGCUCCUGCUAAUCAAAUGACACCAACAACAUUUGCCCAGGCCACUGUAGAUGCUUUGUGUCCAUGUGGUGUGACUGUUGAGAUACGUACAAUGGAAUGGAUAGAACAGCAACAUUUAAAUUCCUUUCUCACUAUAGCCAAAGGAUCUUGCGAGCCGCCAGUAUUGUUGGAAAUAAACUAUUGUGGCACAGCGCCAGAGGAUAAACCUGUGCUAUUGUUGGGUAAAGGCAUGACAUUUAAUAGUGGUGGCAUUUGUUUGCGUUCCUCCAAAAAUAUGGAUGAAUAUCGUGGAGCUAUGGCUGGAGCAGCUGUCUGUGUAGCUGCCAUUCGAGCAGCCGCAGCUCUUUCCUUACCCAUUAAUAUUUCUGCCGUUAUUCCUUUAUGUGAAAAUAUGCCCUCUGGCAUGGCCUGUAAACCGGGUGAUGUUGUUACUCUACUCAAUGGCAGAACAUUGGCAAUUAGAGAUACCGACAAGGCUGGUGUUGUUUUAAUGGCUGAUCCUUUACUUUAUGCUCAAACUACUUAUAAGCCUCGUUUAGUUGUGGAUAUUGCUACUUUGGGUAAGGGUGUGGUAAAAGGUUUAGGUGGUGGUGCAACCGGCAUAUUUUCCAAUUCUCAUUAUAUUUGGAAACAAUUCCAAAAGGCUGGCUCUCUAACGGGCGAUCGUAUGUGGCGUUUUCCAUUGUGGUCUUAUUACAAAAAACUUGUUACCAACAAUAUAAGUUUCGAUAUCAGUAAUAAUGGCGUUGGUCCAGCUUCAAGUUGUUUAGGUGCUGCUAUUUUACAUGAAUUUGUACCCUGUGUUGAUUGGGCUCAUUUGGAUAUACGUGGUGUUGGCAUGUUAACACGUUUCGGCACAAUACCCUACUUAUUAAAAGAUCGUAUGACUGGUCGACCCACCAGAACUUUAAUACAAUUUCUAUAUCAAAUGGCUUGUCCUGAUGCCCAGGCCAAGUAGGUUAAAAAACCAAGUGUGUGUGUCUGUCGUUUUAAUAAAUUCUUCCACUGCAGUGAUAUUUUGUGAAUUUUUUUUCGUGGUAAAAACUAAAUUUUAUUCAUGUGUGUUUAACAAUUUUUAUAUUUUGUCAAUUUUAUUUGUUUAUUCAUUGUAUUUGUACUAUCCUUUGAUGUGAAUUGAAAUAUAUAGAUAUAUUUU
Calliphora vicina (urban bluebottle blowfly) is the source of this 1918-nucleotide messenger RNA. Its product is annotated as cytosol aminopeptidase-like. The transcript has 8 exons. The record is from RefSeq and is a predicted model, not a curated record. Gene Ontology annotation, molecular function: metalloaminopeptidase activity; manganese ion binding. Gene Ontology annotation, cellular component: cytoplasm. Gene Ontology annotation, biological process: proteolysis. Lineage: Eukaryota; Metazoa; Arthropoda; Insecta; Diptera; Calliphoridae. The coding region runs from base 134 to 1720 and encodes 528 amino acids.